UCUCAUUUAUCCUUUCUACCAAAAACUUGUUCCGAACGUGUUUAUUUCUUGCCAAAGUAUUCUCAAGCGAGACUCUUUGGGUUGAAGAGACGAUCUCAGGCACCCGAAGAUAAUAUGGCUACAACAAUACAGAUGCAAGUUAUUUCUACAGAAGAAUUGAAGAAAGCUGUAGGAUACAAGGCAGUUGAUGAUCAUAUUCGCUCUGGGAUGGUUGUGGGCUUGGGUACAGGUUCAACAGCUUAUUAUGCAGUCGAACGUUUGGGUCAAAAGAUAAAAAAAGGUGAAAUUGUGGAUAUUGUGGCCAUACCAACUUCUACAAAAACAGAGCAUCAAGCAAAGACCUGGGAUAUUCCUCUAGUGACGUUGGACACCCAUCCUUCUCUUGAUGUUGCCAUUGAUGGAGCCGAUGAAGUGGAUGAUCAACUUAAUCUUGUGAAAGGUAGAGGUGGUGCACUCUUAAGAGAGAAAAUGGUUGAAGUAGAGGCCAAGAAAUUGGUCAUUAUUGUUGAUGAGUCGAAAUUAGUAAAAGGUCUAGGUAUUACGGGAGCUAUGCCUGUUGAGGUUACACCUUUUUGUUGGAAGCGAACAAUGCGUCGUUUAUUAGAAGUUGAAGCAUUUCAAGGUUGCCAAGUUUCCGCUAAAAUUCGUGAAGACAAAGAUACUGUUUAUCUAACCGACAAUCACAAUUAUAUUAUUGACCUAUUUUUCCAGAAGCCCAUUCCAGACAUUUCUUUAGCUGCAAGACAGUUAAUUGAGAUUGUGGGAGUAGUGGAACAUGGUUUGUUCUUAAAUAUGGCGGAUAUUUGUAUCGUGUCUGGAAUGAAUGGAAUUCGAGUGGUCGAGAAAAAUCCUUAAGAUUUUCUUCCUUUGGAAAUUUCUCUUCAAGGGCUUCGUCUUGGAAUAAUACAUUUGUGUUGAAUAAGAUGCAACAUAACUUGAAAUUGGACCAUGUUAUGAAAUUUCUAUAUAAAACUGCCUGUCGCUUCUUAUCUCAAGUUUCUCAGGCGCCCAUUCUUCCAGCAAAGGAAGGCGAAGGCUAUAUCGCCAAUAAAUUCUAUGCAAAUCGU
This is a messenger RNA of Galdieria sulphuraria, 1067 nucleotides long. RefSeq names its product ribose 5-phosphate isomerase. The transcript has a single exon. The record is from RefSeq and is a predicted model, not a curated record. The coding region runs from base 115 to 855 and encodes 246 amino acids. NCBI's taxonomy places the organism in Eukaryota, Rhodophyta, Bangiophyceae, Galdieriales, Galdieriaceae. Gene Ontology annotation, molecular function: ribose-5-phosphate isomerase activity. Gene Ontology annotation, biological process: pentose-phosphate shunt, non-oxidative branch.